Selaginella moellendorffii is the source of this 1008-nucleotide messenger RNA. RefSeq lists its product as uncharacterized. NCBI's taxonomy places the organism in Eukaryota, Viridiplantae, Streptophyta, Lycopodiopsida, Selaginellales, Selaginellaceae. Bases 619 to 1008 code for a protein of 129 amino acids. The transcript is spliced from 5 exons. The record is from RefSeq and is a predicted model, not a curated record.
UCCCACAAACUCAUUUUCACAGCACAGGAAAGUGUUUGUCCAUACCUCAAGUAUCACUUCAAUCAUGCUCGAGCCCGCUUCUUCCCCUUGUUUUGCAGCGCAGAAGCACGAAAUCAGCUUGAAAUACAAAGAUGUCACACCCUGUCCAAAGAUCACAUUGCCAAGGCAACAACAGCCAUGGACAAGUUCCUCCAAAGCGUCGACUCGAAUCCCCAUAGACGAGACGCAGCCGAGCCUUGCUACUCGCUGCACGAGCCAGGAGAACUCGUCUAUGGAACCGCUCUCGUCUUUCACGGAUUCGGGCAAUUCCACAGUUGCUCGCGGACUACCUGUUUGACAAUGGCUUCAAUGUCUACCAGCCUUGCCUUGCUCGCCACUAUCUCGGAAAUCCGACUCUAAACUGGCCGUAGGUGACACAUCUUAAAGUUCGCUCUUUACUUUCAUCUCCACCCAGGUUGAUCUCAAGCCGGAACUGAAAGAGAAGAUCCGGCAAAACUUCCUCAAGGAUCCGGUCCUAGCCAAGGAGCUCUAUACCUCUGUAAGUCUUCUGCUAUAACGUUUUCAUCCUGCUGACAGUCUGCUGGCCUGUGUUCUUCGUGAUUGUUGUCCCAAGACACCAUGCAGCCAGUUCGCUCCCUUUCCCCCGAAAUGUCUGAUAUAAUCGCUGCGCUCGACCAAGGUGAUCGUAGCCAGGAUUUCCAGAGGUUUUUCGACUCGAGCCACUUGGACUACUUCACGGAAGCCGAGCAGCGACUAGAAGAUGUGCAUGCUCUGCCAGGCCCGAUCUUCGCGAUAGGCAUCUCGAUGGGAGGUGCCACUGCGUUGCAUCUCGCCAACACUUAUCCAGACACAAUCUCGAAAGUCGUAGCGUACGCCCCGCUCCUGAAGACCAUGGAUGAUUCAAGGAGAGAAUUUGCUCUGGCGAUCGGCCCGCUGGACGUGAAAGAAACCGGAUGGGAGCCGUCGCUCCAGUUCACAGUGGGAUGCCUUGUGGCAAUCGACCUAUAA